AUGACGAGAUACGCUUCAGAACCUAGUAAUCCGGCUAAAUCAGCAAAAGCUCGAGGUGAACAUAAGCUUCGUGUGCAUUUUAAGAAUACACGGGAGGCAGCUCAGGCAAUAAAAGGCCUUAAAUUGGAAAAGGCGCUUGAAUAUUUGAAUGAUGUGAUUGAUCACAAGCGGGCUGUGCCUUUUAGGAGAUAUUGUGGUGGGAUUGGCCGUACUGCUCAAGGAAAGCCUUUUGGGGUUACUCUAGCCCGAUGGCCGAAAAAGUCUGCUGAGUUUUUGAUUGCUUUACUUAAGAAUGCAGAGAGCAAUGCCGAUUUGAAAGGUCUUAAUAUGGAAAACAUUGUUGUUAAGCAUAUUCAGGUGAAUAAAGCGCCAAAACAGCGUCGGAGAGCAUAUCGUGCUCAUGGUCGAAUUAAUCCUUAUAUGAAUAGUCCUUGUCAUAUUGAGGUUGUUCUUGUUGAAGAAGAUGAAACAGUGAAGAAAGCAGAUAAUUCUAAGGUUGUUCAGCGUAGCAAAUAA
Messenger RNA from Pneumocystis jirovecii RU7, 516 nucleotides. RefSeq names its product ribosomal protein L22. Gene Ontology annotation, molecular function: structural constituent of ribosome. Gene Ontology annotation, biological process: cytoplasmic translation. The coding region runs from base 1 to 516 and encodes 171 amino acids. NCBI's taxonomy places the organism in Eukaryota, Fungi, Ascomycota, Pneumocystomycetes, Pneumocystales, Pneumocystaceae. The record is from RefSeq and is a predicted model, not a curated record. The transcript has 4 exons. Gene Ontology annotation, cellular component: ribosome; cytosolic large ribosomal subunit.